Molecule: messenger RNA, 1699 nt
Organism: Drosophila obscura
Lineage: Eukaryota; Metazoa; Arthropoda; Insecta; Diptera; Drosophilidae
Gene: Or47a
Product: odorant receptor 47a
Exons: 4
Coding region: 1-1167 (388 amino acids)
Biological process (GO): detection of chemical stimulus involved in sensory perception of smell; sensory perception of smell
Cellular component (GO): plasma membrane
Molecular function (GO): odorant binding; olfactory receptor activity
Source: RefSeq, a predicted model, not a curated record
AUGUCGACAACGGAAAACUUUCUCCUGGUGCAGAAAGCCACCAUCGCCAUGCUUGGCUUUGAUCUCUUCAGCGGCUCUGGCGAGAUGUGGAAGUAUCGCCACAGGGGCAUCAAUGUCUACUCCAUUGCGGCCAUCUUUCCGUUCAUCGUGGCGGCGGUGAUCCACAACUGGAAGAACGUGAUGCUGCUGGCGGAUGCGAUGGUGGCGCUGCUCAUCACCAUCUUGGGCCUCUUCAAAUUCAGCAUGAUCAUCUAUCUGCGAAAGGACUUUUGUCGGAUAAUUGACAAGUUUCGCCACCUGAUGACCCAUGAGGGGGCCCAGGGCGAUGAGUACGCCCAGAUAAUAAUCGCGGCCAAUAAGCAGGAUCAGCGAGUGUGCGGAAUAUUCCGGACUUGCUUCCUGCUCGCCUGGGCCCUGAACAGUGUCCUGCCGUUUGUGCGAAUGGGUCUGAGCUACUGGCUGACGGGGCAUGCCGAGCCAGAGCUACCCUUUCCCUGUCUCUUUCCCUGGGACAUUCACAACAACCGCAACUACGCGUUGACCUUCUUGUGGUGUGCGUUUGCCUCCACGGGUGUGGUGCUGCCAGCCGUCAGCCUGGACACAAUCUUCUGCUCCUUCACGAGCAACCUGUGCGCCUUCUUCAAGAUCGCCCAGUACAAGGUGCUGCGCUUCAAGAGCGGAACACCAGAGGAGUCGCAGGCGAAGCUCAACAAGACAUUCGCCCUGUACCAGACCAGCCUGGACAUGUGCGCGGAGCUGAACCGCUGCUACGAGCCGAUCAUCUGCGCCCAGUUCUUCAUCUCCUCGCUGCAGCUGUGCAUGCUCGGCUACCUCUUCUCGAUCACUUUCAGCCAGACGGAGGGCGUCUACUACGCCUCCUUCAUCGCCACCAUCGUCAUCCAGGCGUACAUCUACUGCUACUGCGGCGAGAACCUGAAGACGGAGAGCGCCCUCUUCGAGUGGGCCAUCUACGAUAGUCCCUGGCACGAGAGCCUGGGCUCUGGGGCCGCCUCCUCCUCCAUCUGCCGCUCCCUGCUGAUCAGCAUGAUGCGUGCACAUCGCGGAUUCCGCAUCACAGGCUACUUCUUCGAGGCCAACAUGGAGGCGUUCUCAUCGAUUGUCCGCACCGCCAUGUCAUAUAUUACCAUGCUGCGCUCCUUCUCGUAGAGAGGAUCAGCGAACACUGGACGCAGUUAUUGGCGCAAUAUUCGUUUUAUUGCUGAGCUUGCGAUUAAGAAUCGAGUUUACAUAUCUUACAAAAAACAUUACGUAUCGUAUCUCACACAGUUCGUAUAGCACUAAGUAUUAGAGUAGAUUGGAAUUGAGGAAUGGAAGACUGUAGAAAUGAAGCACGAAUGAAGCACGAAGGGGAGGAUGUGGUUGUGUCUCAGCUGGAAUGGAAUGAGGAGGGUGGGGAAAUGGAUGCAUGUACCUCUGAUGAGCAGCUGCUCUCUCUCUCUCUCUCUCUCUGUGCCCAUUAUAAUCUCUUUUAUCUCUGAUUCAGAACUUGAAGAUUGGGACCGAUGGAUGGGUGGAGUUGAUUAUUUGAAGAAUCUGCCAGGCGCAGCGGCGGCACGGACGGGAGGUGGUGUUGGUAUGUGGGCGCCCUCGGCGCGGUAUCCGUUCUCAUCAGCAAUGUAGGUGAUGGUGUAGACGACGCCAUCGGGUCCGGUGUAUGAGUACGAGCCCUGCAUCACCU